Molecule: messenger RNA, 6556 nt
Organism: Drosophila grimshawi
Lineage: Eukaryota; Metazoa; Arthropoda; Insecta; Diptera; Drosophilidae
Gene: l(3)psg2
Product: serine/arginine repetitive matrix protein 2
Exons: 3
Coding region: 336-6023 (1895 amino acids)
Source: RefSeq, a predicted model, not a curated record
UCUUUGAAAAUGUAUAAACACUUUUUUACAUGAAGUAUUCAAACAAAAGCAAACCCAAAACGUGUGCACGUGGAUGCAACGAAGCGCGUGUGCCGUACGAGGACAAUCGAGGAAAGGGCGUCCAUCAGCAAUCGGAGCAACAACCGAGUAACUAUUCCACCGCCACCGUCCAUGAGGAUGACCAACACCCGCACCCCGCAAACGCAUUGAUUACUACAUAUUUUCAUCGUGUGCAAAGCAGAGCAAGUUAAAAAGAAACGCGGCGCCGCCAUUGAAACUGAAAACAGGCAAGUUCUACACACCAAAAGCAUUUUCAACGCUAAGUUUAUGCGAAAAUGUCGCAAAUGACGCGCAUCGACGGAGAUGGCGACGAAGGCGGCGGCGGAGUCGGAGUUUGUGGCGGAGUCAGCGAUGCGCAGAAGACGCCUUUCAUUGCCGAUGAAUUGCAAGAUGGUGAGAAUAGUUUGGAGCCGGGUGAGUUGGUAACACCACCGCAUCAGCAGGCAGAGAAUGCCAGUGCCAGUCCGGCUCCGAAGAAAUUGCUCGCCAAGGACGUUAUGAACAAAGCAUUGCGCAAGCUGACACAAAUCGAUACAGCGGUCAACUGUGGGGAAAAAGAGCGCGCUAUUUUAGAGCUGGAGGCCAUCAGACGCAAGGAGACCACCGCUAAAAUUGCAACCAAUGAGAAGCCAUCGUCACCGCUGCCUCUUGAAAAUGGCAGUGCAACGGCAGCAGAGGUGUCCACAGCAUUGGCUGCAUCAACGGAGGAUGCUGAUGAUAGUGAGGGCUUGUACUCCGAUACGGACUCCUCCGCCGAUGAUGAGCAGAAGAAUGUGGAGGACGUGCAGCAGGCGCGCAAGGAGAAACAAGAGGAAGCAGCUGCAGCAGCAGCACCACAACCACCCGCACCCCACCAUCCCUUCCUGGGCAUGAGUCCGCUACGUUUUCAUAUGCGUCCGCCGUGUUUCGACUACUCUCGCUUAGGCUAUAUGCCCAGAAUGCAGCGUGGCGGCAUUCGCGGCGCCCGCUCCCCACUCUAUCCACGUCCGCCGGCACCGAAGCGCGGUGGCACAUCCAGGGGCGCAACGCCGCCCCCUUCGACAGCAUUGUCAUGCAAUGGAAUUCAAGGUCAACAGUCGUCCUCGGCUGGUGUUGGUGCCUACGGCCCGGCACUGCCACCCGGUCAGACGCAAGGUCAAGGUCAAGGCGGCAAGCGGCCGCAGUCCGUCUUAAUCUGGACAACAUCGGAGCCACCAGUGUCGUUUGUUUUCAAUUUUGUUUCGGAGUGCGGCAAUCCGCAGCACAAGAGCUGUAAACCAAAAGAGUCGCAACUGCCCGCAUCCAACUCCAAUGAAACUGCCAGCGAUGGUGCGCAAAGGGAGCAGGGUAAACGAAGCCGGGAUACGCCUAGGGAGCGCGAAGAGAAUCAUAGGAAUCGCUUCAGAGAGAAGCGAAGCGAACGUUCCCGGGAGUCAAAAACUGCUAGCUCAAGAGACAGGCCAAGGGAGCGCUCGAGAGAACGUUAUAAGGAAAAGAAGCGGGAACGGUCGAAUGAGAAGCAGAGAGCACGCUCCAAAGAGGGAAAUCGCUCCAGAGAGAGAAGAUUCGAGCGCUACAAAGAGAAGAGCGAACACUUCAAGGCCAAGCCGAGGGAACGCUCCAGGGAGAAGCGAUUGGAUAGCUCCAAGGAGAAGCAGCUGGAUCGCUCCAACGAGAAGCGCAGGGAACUCUCUAAGGAGAGGCAACGAGACCCAAAUAGCUCUAAAGAUAAAACUACGUCUCGCUCAACCGACAAACUUGCUUCCACUGCAGCUAAAGACGAGCGACGAGAUCGCACCGAAAACUUCACGCUCAAAACCAUGUCCAGCCAACAUAGACGAAGUCGAAGUAAAAGUCGCAAGUCCAAGAGCAGAGCAAAGACGCCGCCACUGCCACAGGCCAAUAGUGCAGCUGUCCAAGAUGCGGAGAAGCAGCUGCAGCAAACGCCACCUGCAGUCGAUUCAAGCAAAUCUUUCGAUAUAUUUGCCGAAUCGCCGCCAAGACUGAACAAACCAGGCAGUCCAAUCCCGAAUCAUCUGUCAGGUGAACCUACUACUGCCCAAAUGAAUAUUGCAACUACGGUGGAGCGCAGCACAACGCCGCCGCUGGAGAUCCGACACAUGACACCCAAGCCAGUUGCUGCACUAGUUGCAGACUCGCCCAAGCCAACAGCGACGGCGACAACACCGCAACUAAAAAUCCACAGCGAGAUUCACAUACGUAUUGGUGCACUGCUCGAGGAGAAUGAUCCGCACCUUGAAGCGCUGCUGGCCACAAAGGAGCAACUGCUGCGCCAGAGCACCGAGCAUCGCAACAAAAAGGAGGCACCCAAGGAUUCGCCCCUGCAAAUCAAACAGGAGCCGAUCGAACCAUCGCCAGCCACCUCAAGCAGCCGCCAUACCAAGAAGAGCAGCACACCCGAACACCGCACGGCACCGCCCCCGCAACGCCACACGAAUCCCUUCAAGCGAGAAAUAGUAUUAAACGAAGUCUCCAGUCGCGUGUCGCCCCGACGCUCAACGGAGUCACUGCGUCACAGCAUGCAGCGCAAUGGCGACAGACAUAAUAGCAGAGCAGAGCGCGACUCGAAGGCGCAGCGGCAGAGCGAUGAGUUCAAGGAGCGUGCAAUCAAGCAAGAGAAGAAUCGCAGCAGAACACCGCCACUGCUCACAGUGCGACAAAUCAAAGUGGAGCGCGAUACAACGCCACCACUACCACCGCAACGCGACACCGAGCGAGAUGUGCCCGUGCGCAAUGGUGUCCUGGCUGCCAAUGCACCGCCACCGCCAGCGACGCUGAUGACAACGACAGCUGCCAAUAAGGCGGAUGGGCACAGUCCCGACACAGAUGACUACAUAGACAACUGGGAGAACGAUGACUCUAUGGCGUUUGGGGACAGUAAUACGCCCAAAAAUCCGGCAUCCACAAUUGCGACACGCUUGAACGGCGACGAUGAGGAUUCGAAUUCCCUGUGGAAUACAAAAAGCACACCGCCACCUAAAUCCAAGCAGCCACAACAACAGCAGCUUGCAACAGCCAGUGCUGCAACUGAAGCAGCAGCAGCCGAAGUAACAGGACCAGGACCAGCUGUGCCCGACAAGGCGCUGAUCAACAUACAGGAUCUGUACGAGAAGUUCAUGAAGAGUAUUAAAAUGGGCGGCAACGCAAGUGAAGCAACAACAGCUGCCACAACGGAGGCAAACACAAAUAGUUCCUUAAGCAAUUCCACUGCCGAAGAAUCAUCGAGUGAUACAGAAGCUACGACAAGCAGCAGCAGUAGCAGCAGCAGCAGCUCCGAUGAUGAUGACAAUGAUGACGAUGAUGAUGAUGAUUCCAGCACCGAUGAGGAUGACAAUAAUGAGCAAGUGAAGCAGCAACAGGAGCAACAAUUGGAAGCGCAACCAGCUGCUGGCGAUGCUCGAGACGUUGCAGUUGGUGGCAAACAGCUGCUCAGCCACAAGAAGAACAAUGUCAGCAAGGAUUUGCGCAAACUGAAGAGCCUCGAAGAUAAUCUGGCGCGCAUUCAGAUGAUGCGUGAGAACUAUGACUCGGGCGAUGACAUUUGCGAGGAGCUGCUGAAAAUGGAAUCGUUGUUCCUCAUGCAGCGCAAUGCCAUUAUGAACAAGUACCGGAAGCCAGAACUGAAACCAGCCAGUGAGGAGGAGCAGCAGCGACAACAUGCGCAACAACAGCAGCAGCAACCACUGGAACAGCAGGAGCAAGAGCAGACACAGCUGCCAAUCCCAGAGUCGCCAAUUAAUAAGAUCUUUGAUGCGAAUCGUGAAGCCAUCAAGCUAACAAUUUCACCCCUUAAACUCUCACGAAAGCCCGCUAUUUUCGAUAAGGAUGAAGCAGAAGUGGCGCCUCAGCCACAGCCGCUCGAGGAGAAGCUUACCAAGCCACCCAAAGAGAUAGCGAUUGUGAAGCCCACCAUAGUGGAGACCCGCACCAAGCAGCCGCGUAUCCAGCAGCAUCAGCAUUCGCAACAUCAACACUAUCCACAUCACCAUUCACACCAGCAACACCACCCACACCAGCAGCAGCACCAACUCAAACGAUCACACACCCGCGAACGCUCCCGAUCCCGUUCGAUAUCGCGCAAUCGUUUCCGCCGCAAUGUGCGACCCAGUCGCGGCAAGGACUCAACACGUUCGCCAAGUCCACGACGACGUCGUCCGAUGCUGUUGUCGCGACGACCACGCUUUGGCAAAGGACGGUUGGGUGGGGGUCGCAGUCGCAGCCGCAGUGCGAGUCGCAGUCGGACGCGCAGUCGGAGUCCGUUGCGCUGGCGAAGCGUAAAGCCGACGCUGGGACGACGACGCGGCUCAUUGUCGCCGCCGUGCAAGAUGCUAGGUCCACGCUCACCACCACCGAAGAUCUCGCGACGUCGCUCCUACAGUCGCGAGCGCUGCUUUUCGCGAUCACCACUGCCCUUCAAGCCACCGUCGCCGCCGAUGCGACGUAGCUGGACAAAGUCCCGGUCCCGUUCAAGGUCGCGCAGACGCAGCCAUACAAGAUCAAAAAGCAGAUCGAGAUCGCCGCACGCCCAGAUCUUUGAUGAUUACUUUGUGGAGAAUCAGAGAUUGGAGGCGGCUGCCUACUACUAUAAUAUGUCGCUGAUGCAGCAGGAUGCGAGUGGUGAGCAGUAUGAUAGCUAUGCGGCGUACAUGGACACCGCCUACAACAUGGACCAGGCCUAUGCCCAAUACAAGGAGUACUCUUCGGGUGCGGUUGCUGCACCCAUGGAUUACGAUUACAAUGCUGUCAGCCUGAUGCCACCGUCAACAAUACCAGUGCUGCGAGAGCUGCCUAUGGCUCCCGUUGUGCAGGUGGCCGUGCAAAAGGGUAAUGUGCUGGAAAUUGUGCCAUCCAUGGAGCCAGCAAUGCAACUAGCGAAUAUACCGGACAUUGUGCAAGAAGAACCACCCGAGGACAACAGCAAACCGAAACGCAAGCGCGUCAACUUUGUGGAUAACGUGUUGCCCACUUACGAGAGCGAUAGCGAGGAUCGCAUCAAGAUUGAGACAGCCGUGGAGCGUGGAGUGAGUCUGUGCCGUGAUCGCUGUGCCGCCAUGGCACUUCGAUUGCAGCGCAUCCGCGAACAGCUGUUGGCGAUGCCAGCGGUACUGCCGCCAGUUGCGCCGAAGCCGCCGAAUCAGGAGAAACCUGUGCUGGUGCAAAAGAAGCCCAGAUUCCGCUACUAUCACUUUGAGCCGAUGAAGGGCGUCAUUGUUAAGUCAUGGGAGCGCAAGCUGCGACCAUUAGUGUCGCAUCCUCCACCCCGCUUCGAUCCCAAGUAUAUGGCCAUGCUGGUCAAAUCUGGACGCCUACCAAUGCCAGCGUUUUUGAGGCAUCGGCCACCGCCGUUGCCGGCGCAAGCGGAUGCCAUGCUGCAGGAGUUCUUUAGUAAGCAUCCGCCGCCACCACUGCAGCAUGGAUUGCCACAUUAUUUGCGUGGUCCACCGCCAAUGGCAACGGUGCCCCAUCCCGCCGCACCGCCUCCCAUCGCCUCACAACCGAUACCCGUGCUGGGCGCACAGAGCUAUCCCUGCUAUCCACCAGCACCAGCACCUGUGCUAUCGGCCGUGCCUUCCGUUGCAUCGAUACCAGCGCCUGUGCCAGUGCCUGUAUCCCUGCCAUUGCCAUUGCCUGUACCCGGACCCGUUCCCAUUUUGACAGCACCGCCCUUGACAUUAACGCCGCCGCCAGCGUUGGUGUCACCAUACUUUACGCCACCGCCGUUGCCCACGUUGUCGUCACAUUUCACCGUACAGCCGGUGCCGACGAUGCGUGAAAUUAUGCCCGUGGACAUAUUGCAGAAAAUAGGACCGCUGCCAAAGACACUAGAUCUUGAUGUGGGCAAUACCGGCCUGGAAGAGGCCAAUACCGAUCUCAAUGAAGACGAGACGACGGCUACGCCUGCUGAAGCGACUCCCGAUGUUGAUCAGCAUCCGCCGCCGGCGCAGCUGGUGGAGACCUUAUAAAAAGAAACAAACCCACUGCACGCACCCAUUUAAACCCAUGCCUAAAGUCUAUUUUAAGAAUCCCGUUCGCAAUGUAUAGUAUGUACUUAGAACACCCAACUAGCUGGACACAUCAUAAAAUUCUAGACUUAAGUAGUUUUCUUGUAUCAUCAAACUAGAUAUAUUAUUUUAACAAUGCAACGAGUCCCUGGCAAUUAUUCAGCAUCAUUUAUUAUCUUCUUUUUUUUUAUAUCAUUUACCAUUUGUAUUUUGUAAAGAAAGCGCAUUUAUUGUUAGACAUAUUUUUUAUAGCUAUAGUUUUGCAUUGUGAACCAAUUUAACAUUUAGUCUAUUGAUUUCUACAAGAAAAUAAAACAAGUGUAAAUAGAGCGAUUGACUUGAAACAAAUAGAGUCGAAUUUAGCCUAAGCAACAUGAUACGACAUGUAUUUAACGAAAAUUUAUACAAAACUAUAAAAGAAAAACAAACAAACAAAGCAAACCAAUAAUUAAACGAAAGUACAUUUGACUUACAUGUACGUAGAAUACAAAUAA